AUGGAUCAGCUCUGUGUUCGAGAAUCUAUCUCUGCCAUCAUCACUCUACUAACAGUCUGUAAGUUUGAUCCCAACAGACUCGUAGUCAGCACUGGAUCCGGAGACACUUUCACACCGGAUGCAUUCACCCGACUUAUUCCGGUCAUUCUUCAGACCAAGUCCCAGCAAUUGAAGCGAAAACCCUCAGCCGUUUUGCACUUGAACUCGUUUGCAAAUAUCACGGGGAAUGAUUUUGCUGUCAACUCGUUUGUGCCCUGGUUCUUCGUCUCAUGCGACCGCGAAGUUCCUUCGACUUUUUUUGGGAGAGUCGGUGACAGUUCAAAUGAAAAGCCACGAACCCUUGCUGAUGGAUCAGCGAAAGCAGCUGUCAGAAAUCUUUGUCGAAAGAUGCUAGUGGAAUGCUUUUGGUAUCGUGGUAAAAACCGUGUUUCUGCAAUAACGAUGUCAAGGGAUUCGGAUAAAUGCCCGGUGAUGGAAAACUUCAGGAACCUGACGGGUCACACCCUAGUUGGCCUGUCCAUCGUGGGUUCCAUACCGAAAUUACCUAAUGCCCCCUACGAACUGGACGUGUACUCGAUGGACACGGCUUGCGCCUACUUGAAAUGCAACGUGGAGAUGAAACCCGUGCUUCGGGAUGGCUUCGGAACUGAGCUGAAGAACAAGACCUGGACUGGACUCAUGGGCGACUUGCAAAACGGGCCGGAUAAUUACGUGGGGGUAAUGGUGCCGACUUCUUUCCGGACUGUCGUCGUGGACUUCACUACUGGAGCCCUGUAUGAUGCCUACAACAUCAUUAUGCGAUUGAUCAAGUAUACGGUCAUGGUCCAACCAUUUGAUUGGUACACCUGGUUACUGAUAAUAGGAGGGACUUUGAUAACAGCAGUGUUCCUUGGAUUGCUGGCUGCUAUCAAUGCAGAUGAUGAAAGACCUUCUUUGGGAAAACUGAAGCAAUACCUGUUGAAAUCAGUCCCUGAUACAAUCAGAGGCUUAGUCCUGCAGAAUCCCGAAGAGGAGCUGUCAUCAAGUGACCAUUUCCGUGUCGGGAGCCUCGGGUUCCAGCUGGGUACCAUCGUGGUCACAGUGGCCUACAGCAGCAUGUUGACUGCGCUGAUCGCGUUGCCGGAUUACGAACGAUCCAUCAAUGAUUUCCAAGAUAUAGUUGAUUUGAAAGCCACGGUGUAUUUGCAUACCUUUGGUGGAGCCACGAACACUAGGGUUCAGGAAGAUCUAAAGGCGCUUACGGGUUCAGGUGAACGCAUUUCUUCCGAGUUGGUUCCAACGAUUCCGUAUCAGAACAUAUUGGAUGGAUUCCAGCAAAGAAGGUCCUACGUGAACUCCUAUUUGGUUUUGUUCAAAUUCAUCAACAUUGAUGUGCCAGCAAACGUGUCUGAGGAAUUCCACUACUCCAAAGAAAAGCUGUAUCAGAGGUUUUAUUCUUUUGGUUUGAAGAAGAAAUCGCGUUACUGGAGGUUCUUGGAGCACUUUUCAUUCAUCAAUGCGGCCUACGGGUUCCCGGCAUUGGACGAGAGACAGUUCAUUCGCAACACUAAUGACAAGCUGCCCAAAGAAAACGUCACUAUUCCCAGGAUGCAACAGUAUCAGAUAGAGAACUACGUGGCGUCGUACAUAAUUCUUGCUGUCGGGCUUGUUUUGUCAGUCAUUGCAUUUCUCACUGAGAUAUUCUUGGAAUGCUGCAGGAAGCGGAAAGCCAUUGGAAUGCACCGGGAAUAGAAAAUUAUUGACCAGCAUAUAUCACGUAUAUAUUUAAGGUUACCUGUAGGGUGUGGACUGCAGAAAUACAGUGUUUAUAGUGGACAGA
This is a messenger RNA of Notodromas monacha, 1819 nucleotides long. Lineage: Eukaryota; Metazoa; Arthropoda; Ostracoda; Podocopida; Cyprididae. The record is from the annotation of a GenBank genome assembly.